AUUUUUCUUUCGCCUCGCCCAAUCCGAUCAGAAGUGGCAGCAGGAGCGAAGAGGAGAGGCGAUGAUGGAGAGCAGCAGCAGCAGCAGCAUGAUGAUGCAGCGCUUCUGCCACCGCCGCCGCCUCCUCCACCUCCUCCGACCCCCCACCUCCUCCUCCUCCUCCAACGGCGCUCUUCUUCGCCUUCCCCGACCCCAAUCUCGCCUCCUCCCGCAGCCUAUCCGAUCGAGGAAGCGCUCCUCGUCGUCAUCGGCGGUCGCCGGCUGGUUCUCGAUGGGGUUCGGGGCGAAGAAGAAGAGCGGCCAGUUGCCGGAGAUCGUGAAGGCGGGCGACCCCGUCCUCCACGAGCCGGCCCAGGAGGUCGCCGCCGCCGACAUCGGGUCGGAGAAGCUGGAGAGGAUCAUCGACGACAUGAUCGCCGUCAUGAGGAACGCCCCCGGCGUCGGCCUCGCCGCUCCCCAGAUCGGCAUUCCCCUCAAGAUUAUUGUUCUGGAAGACACUAAGGAAUACAUUAGUUAUGCUCCUAAGAAGGAAAUUGGAGCACAAGAUCGACGCCCCUUUGAUCUUUUGGUCAUUCUGAACCCGAAGCUUCAAAAGAGAAGUAACAAGACUGCACUGUUCUUUGAGGGAUGUUUGAGUGUCGAUGGGUUUCGAGCAGUAGUGGAACGGCACCUCGAGGUUGAAGUCUCGGGUCUGAGCCGCGACGGGCGUCCGAUCAAGAUUGAAGCAAGUGGUUGGCAGGCACGGAUCUUGCAGCACGAAUGCGAUCACCUGGACGGCACAUUAUACGUCGAUAAGAUGGUGCCGAGGACCUUUAGGACGGUUGAGAAUUUGGAUUUGCCUCUUGCUACGGGUUGUCCAAAACUCGGUGUUCGCUAAUCGAAACACUUGCUUGAACAGGGAGCUUAGCUUAUCUUGCAAAUGAAAAGCUCUGUCGAGGUAGUUAUGUUAGUUUGGACUUUCUUGUGAUAGUUGCUCCAUGAUCUGCCUUCGGUCAAAGAAGCCUACCUAGAGAACAUGUAUUUUUACUUUUAGGGAAGUACAUUUCUUGUUUACUGCAUCAUUUACUGUAUUAACAUUCUUUUCUUUUCAGCCUUCUUAAAUUCAUCUCCAAUUC
This is a messenger RNA of Ananas comosus (pineapple), 1115 nucleotides long. Its product is annotated as peptide deformylase 1A, chloroplastic. Gene Ontology annotation, biological process: peptidyl-methionine modification; N-terminal protein amino acid modification. The coding region runs from base 62 to 877 and encodes 271 amino acids. NCBI's taxonomy places the organism in Eukaryota, Viridiplantae, Streptophyta, Magnoliopsida, Poales, Bromeliaceae. Gene Ontology annotation, cellular component: mitochondrion; chloroplast. The transcript is spliced from 4 exons. The record is from RefSeq and is a predicted model, not a curated record. Gene Ontology annotation, molecular function: peptide deformylase activity.